AUCAUCCUUUGUAUGCUUGACAUUACAGAAAUUUCUAUUUAAAAAUUUACAUACAUAUACAUAUAAAAUUUCCAAUUAAUCGAAAAUAUUCAUAUUGAAAAGAUACUUUGAAAAACUUUUUAUCAAGAAUAUCAUAUGAGAAGGACAAAUGCCUGUAUUGGAAGAUAUUCCUUACAACAUAGUUGGACGGAUAUUGGGAAUUUCGAUGGUGAGUAGAAUUAUUGUUCAAUAAUGCAAAUCAGGCGCAGAUGCUUCAUGUGCUAAUUAGAUCCACGGGGGAGAAUCUCCAUUGACUUCGAAGUAACAAAUCCCCUUGAUGGUCGACUGAAUCCUCCUAAUGGUCAUGCUGGCUAUUGUUAAUAAUCAAUCAGAAAUAACGUUGUUUCGUAUAAUUAUUAAUCGAUUCUAAAUCAUUAAAUUUAAAUUUAAACAUAUUAGUCAAAUUUUUUUUAAAGCAACGAUACUUUUCGCAAAUCUUUCUUUCAGGAACUAUAGAGUGUUUAUAUUAUGGAAUUAUAAAACUAUAAAACUAUAAAACAUUCAAAUAAUCAGUUAUACAAAGAGGAAGUUUUAUCACGUGCACAUAAUGUAAUCAAAUUUCUCUUUACAUAAUAACUUGAUUAAUAACACGCAAUCGCAUCUUCAUUCAUUAAUCUGGAAUCUUAAUAAAGAAGAAAGACCAAAGAAUAACUUCAAUGCAUUCACCUCCCUCCCCUCAAGAAUAAUCUAAUUGCACGCACAAUUCUCAUCUCAUCGCAUUCAACCUCGUAGAUAUAAUUCUCCCCACAAAGGUAAUUAUAUACACUUUCGAUCAUCGAUUUUCACCUUAACAAAGAUUCCUCCUUCCAAGAUUAACUUCGUUAUUUAUAGAAUAACCCAUGCGACCGUAUACCAUUUCCAAUUACCAUCGAUUCUCACCUCAACAAGAAAAAAAAAAAUUCAAACAUCACUUCACAAGAAUAUUUAUAAAGUAAUCUAAUACAAAUAUUCAACAUUACGAAUUAUCAUUGGAUUAUCAACGAAGAGAUUGAAAGAUCGCUUGUGAACCUCAUUCACAAUUCCACUACCAGAAGGGUAGGUACGUGUUGGACGCCUCCUCGACCUCUUGCUCGCAUCGUUUCCAUUCCUCUUCCUCCGUAAAUCUCUUCGUCAUCGGGUUCGCGACGGGGUAUACAAAAAUAUCGUGAAUCCUCGCCGUCACGCGAAGACGGCGGAGUCGUAGAAGGGGAAGAGUUCGUGGAGAGGAAGAGAGAGAGAGAGAGAAAAAGAGAGAGAGAGAAACGACGACACCGACGUCGGUGUCAGUGGAGUAGGUUGUGGAGGCGGAAGAGGCGGAGGCGGACGGAGCGAGGAGACCGAGAGCGAGACAGAGGAUUAGCAGAGUGAACCAGUCGCCCUUUCGUUUCUCCAUCGUUCAAACAGCCAGCUCCAGACAAACUUCGACGUGCAUAGACAAUGCCUGAAGAACGUUGAUCUUCCUCCUCCUCCUCGCGCCCUCUCUCACUCACUAAUCUCGUGCCCUUAACCAAGUGUCUCUCGUUUCCUUCUCGCUUCGUGGUUCCGAGUGCCAAGUGACAACCGUUGUUUUCAACCACCAGAUUCUUCUCCCUCCUGGAAGGGAGCUUCGUUCAAGAUAGGAUUUUAAUUUGAUUGACCGAGGAACGGUGUAGUGUUAUUUUAUCAUUGUUAUCCGCGUUGAUAAGUCUAAGAUUUUUGAAACAAGCGGUAAAGAAUAUUUAUUGUAUCUUUUCAAUCAAUUUCAGUUUAACUACUUUGAUUGAUUUAAACAAUUCGAGUUAUCAAAAACUGUUUUAUUUAAUACAUUCUAAUUUAACGUUGGAUCCAUUGGCAAAUCUCAAGAGGGUUAAUUCCUCUCGAAUAAGGAAAGAAUUAUUUACAAAUCCACACUUUGAACUGUUCGAGUUCGGGUUUCGUCGAGUCGAGCGACAUUCCACGCGGUUUUCAAGGAACAAAACAUCCGUGUUUGUUCUUCGAGGAAAACAAUCGCGAAAAUUGUUGGAAACGGAAAAUUUCGAGGGAAACGAACACGCUACCGGAAGAGGAAGGUGCGCGGUGGUGUGUGGUCAACUGUCAAAGAUUCGAAUCCCGGAACGUUUCUUCGGCUUCCUCGGCGUUCUCCAGUUCCUCCCUUCCUCAACGUGUUCGGUGCUAUUAUUGCUGUGCCGCCUAAAUAUAGGUGAGAGCGUACGCUUGACGCAAAUCGAAAACAGAAUUUGUAAACUGUCUCGGUGGAAGCAUCGACGCGAUGAAGAAGCCGAUGCAGUGGAUAUUGGUGUACUUCUUGAUACUUGGCUUGACAAAGGCGUACCAUUUUCAAAACGAAAUCGUCGAGCCACUUUUGAAUUAUAACGGAGCAAAAAGAUCCCAUUGUCCAGCAAUUAUACACAAACAACCAGCCAAUAGACAAGAUACAUCAUUAAGAUUGAGACAAUUAAGAUCGGAAAUGACUCGGGUCGCUUCCAUUCAAGGACCACCUCUUGAUGGAUAUAUAGUCACUUCCGAUGACGCACAUCAGACAAUGAACUUGAUUUAUCAUGGCCGCCAGGGCCCUUUAGAGAGUGAUUCUUUAGAUCCUCGUGAUAUGAGAAGAGAAUUCAUCACUGGAUUCUAUGGAAGUGCUGGAGAAGCUGUUGUCACUUUGAACAAGGCUGUGUUCUGGACUGAUGGAAGAUAUUAUAUUCAAGCAGAUCACCAGCUUGAUUGCAAUUGGAUACUCAUGAAACGUGGUAGAGAAGAUGUUCCUUCUAUAACUGAAUGGUUGAUACAUGAAUUUCACAAUCAAGCUCUUGUACGUAUUGGCGCCGAUCCAACACUCGUAUCUGCCAUUGAUUGGGAAAUCUGGGAAGAUGAAUUAGCAAAUUCGUCCAUAAGAUUGGUUCCUGUCCGUAACAACCUGGUGGACUUAAUCUGGCAGGUCAAUCGACCGAAUUACAAUCCACAUCCGGCGUAUCCAUUACCGGACAAAUAUUCCGGAAGAGCAUGGCAGGACAAGAUUCAGUCGAUUCGAAUCGAAAUGGAGAUAUCUAAGGCAAACGCCCUGGUCCUCACGGCACUUGAUGAGAUAGCCUGGUUGUUCAAUGUUCGCGGAUACGAUUUGCCACACACCCCUGUUCUCAGAGCGUAUACCAUAAUUACUGGUGAAUCGAUACAUCUAUACACACCGCGACACAAGAUUUUACGAUCGGUGGAGGAGCACUUGAAGAUGGAUUUUUGUUCGCAUGCAAAUUGCGUGAAAUGGCAUAAUUACACUUCUAUUUGGUACGAUUUACGGACAAUGUCUCAAGCUUGGAAUUCAGUAUGGUUGCCAACAAGAUGUGGUUAUAGUCCAGGUGCUUCUAUGGAGAUAUUUAACUCUAUUCCUCCGGAGAAACGGUUACCAAAACCAUCGCCGGUGUUAAGCUUGCGAGCCCAAAAGAAUGAAAUCGAGGCAGAAGGAAUGAGAAGAUCCCAUUUAAGGGAUGCUGUAGCAAUGUGCGAUUUCCUCGCAUACAUGGAGUGGCAAUACGAGUUGAAUUCAGAUGGUUGGGAUGAGAUGCAGGUAGCCAGAUUGGCGAACGAGUUUCGUUAUGAACAGGAGAAGAAUAAAGGCAUCUCCUUCCCUACCAUCGCUGGAUACGGACCCCAUGCUGCCAUUCCCCAUUACGAGCCAAACAAUUUGACAAAUAUUAAAAUUGGAAGAACGUCCACCUUGGUAGUGGAUUCAGGAGGACAAUAUUUAGACGGAACCACCGAUGUGACAAGAACUCUUCAUUUUGGUACACCAACGGAAGAACAAAAAAAAGCGUAUACAAGAGUGUUGAUCGGCGCAAUACAAUUGUCCUCUUUAAUAUUUCCAAGCAAUUUAAAAUCUAAUCAAUUGGACAUCGUCGCAAGAGAGCCAUUAUGGAACAUCGGUUACGACUAUUUACACGGAACUGGCCAUGGGAUCGGUCACUUUCUGUCUGUCCACGAAUCACCUAUUGGUAUAUCAUAUGCACAUGUUACAACAUCAGAUACAACAUCAGAUAAAGUUUGCGGACCUAUUGAAUUAAAACCAGGAUUUUUUUUGUCGAAUGAACCUGGUUAUUACAAACAAGGCGAUUUUGGUAUACGUUUGGAGAAUGUCCUUGAAACAGUGGUGGCAGGCAAAAAAGGCUCAGAAAUAUUUUUGAAAUUCAGAGAUGUUACGUUAGUUCCAUAUGAACCAAAAUUGAUCGAUAAUAAUAUGUUAAAUCCGUCUCAUAUACGAUGGCUGAAUAAUUAUAAUCGUCGAAUUAGAGAUGAAAUAGGUGCAGAAUUAAAAAAAAGAUUAAGAAUGGAUGCUUUCGAUUGGAUGAUGAAAAAAACUGCAACCAUUCCAGAAAUAAGACGAAUUGACGAAGAAUUGUUUUUCAAUUAUUCACAUUCGACACCAUCUAUAUUCAAAAAAUUCCACGUAUUAAUUUAUCUUAUUUCUAUAUAUCACAUCUUAUUCAAUCUUCCAAAUGUAUGGAGUUAAUUAAGAUUCAAAUGAAUAAUGAACAAUCAUAUAUGUAUAUACAUAGGGUUUAAAAAUGGUUUAUAUAA
This is a messenger RNA of Apis laboriosa (Himalayan honeybee), 4566 nucleotides long. RefSeq names its product xaa-Pro aminopeptidase 1-like. Gene Ontology annotation, molecular function: metalloaminopeptidase activity. The record is from RefSeq and is a predicted model, not a curated record. The transcript has 14 exons. The coding region runs from base 2267 to 4498 and encodes 743 amino acids. NCBI's taxonomy places the organism in Eukaryota, Metazoa, Arthropoda, Insecta, Hymenoptera, Apidae.